Punica granatum (pomegranate) is the source of this 1279-nucleotide messenger RNA. NCBI's taxonomy places the organism in Eukaryota, Viridiplantae, Streptophyta, Magnoliopsida, Myrtales, Lythraceae. The record is from RefSeq and is a predicted model, not a curated record.
UGAGCUGAUAAUUAAUUGACAAGGUAGAUACAAACCGAAACAUGUGCACAAACCACUCCCACCAGCUGGUCCUAUAUAUACGUUGCCACCCCCGGGGAUGUUUUACACCCCAAAACACAAAGUGAUCAACACCCAAAAAAAAAAAAAAAAGACUCCCAUUUUUAGCUCAUUGUCAAUCUCUUCACUACAGCAACAAGCCAUGGCUUCUGCCGAUGCUGCCCGAACUGCGGUCGGGGUCUUAGGGAAUGUGACUGCGCUCUUCUUGUUUCUGUCUCCAACUCCGACGUUUAUACGGAUAUGGAAGAAGGGGGCGGUGGAGCAGUACUCGCCGGUUCCUUACUUGGCAACGCUGGUGAACUGCAUGCUCUGGGUGCUGUAUGGGAUCCCCUUGGUGCACCCUAACAGCACCCUCGUCAUGACAAUCAAUGGCUCGGGAACUGCCAUAGAAGUCAUCUUCAUCCUCGUCUUCCUCUUCUACUGCUCCGACCCUAUAAAGCGGCUCCGAAUACUGGUGGUGUUGACCUUGGAACUCGCCUUAAUCGCCGCCCUCAGCACCUUGGUGCUUACCAUAGUCCACACCCAUGACCGGCGGUCCAUGAUCGUCGGGAUCGUGUGCAUCCUCUUCAGCAUUAUGAUGUAUGCUUCCCCGUUAUCCAUCAUGAAACUGGUGAUAAACACAAAGAGCGUGGAGUAUAUGCCCUUUUUCCUGUCGCUUGCUUCGUUCGCCAAUGGCCUCUGCUGGACAAUAUAUGCUCUCAUCCGGUUCGAUGUGUUCAUCGCGGUUCCCAACGGGAUUGGAUCAGUAUUUGGGCUGGCCCAGUUGAUCUUAUACGCAACAUACUACAGAUCGACCAAGGAGCAGAUGGCUGCAAGAAGGCUCAAGGGGGAGAUGAGCCUCUCCGAGGUUGUUGUCACUGGAGAUCACUCGAAGAAAGUCGGAGACGGGCAUGCUUCUUCCGAUGUCCGGGGCCUGUGACACCCUCAACCCCUCAACCAUCUAGCGAUUGGACUGGUCAAAAAUUGGCCAUUGCUUAAUAUUCCCAAUUGUUUCAUAGCCUUAUGAUUUUCAAAAUUAGUUAGUGAACUUAAUUAGACCAUGCAGAUUCAUAAAAACAAACUGGCCCGACAUGGGUAGAGGUUAAGAUUAGUCUCUAGUUAGUAAAGCUUUCAUAUGGUGCUUCAAUGUCUAAGAGUGUGAAUCGACCAUUCAAAUCUUGAAGGACAUUAGUUGUUGAAGGUCACGUGUCUCUUUAAUAUUGAAAGUCAUUGAAAGACCGUA